AUGACUGCACUCACGGAAGAGGUGGCCGCUUCACCUCAAGAUGGAACUUCCGAAGAACCGUCAUCAAAAAAGAAAAGUCGCUCACUGUUCAAACCAGGGAUACAUCGAUCAAGUCCGAAUCCCGAAUGUGAUAGUGAUGGUUGGAUUGCCGGCCCGGGGAAAACCUAUAUCUCAAAGAAGUUAUGUCGAUAUCUGAAAUGGAUUGGAGUGAAAACAAGAGCUUUCAAUGUUGGUGAGUAUCGCAGAACGGAGGCUGGUGCAUCGGAUGCAAUCCACGGUGCAAGUGCCAACUUUUUCUCACCCGACAACGAGGAUGCGCAAAGGAUUCGAGCAGAGUGUGCUAGAAGAGCAAUGGAAGACAUGGCAGCCUAUUUGGAGAGCAGUGGAGGAAAUGUUGCAAUUCUCGACGCUACAAACACCACUCGAAAGCGACGAGCCACUGUUGUGGAUUUCUGCGAAAAGAAAGGCUUUCGUUGCUUUUUUCUCGAAAGUGUUUGCGACGAUCAAAAGAUUAUCGAGUCGAAUAUCACCGAUGUUAAGGUGAACUCACCCGAUUACAAAGGUUUGAUGUCAGCCGAGCAAGCAAAAGAGGAUUUCGUGAAACGGAUCGAGAACUACAAGGCACAAUACGAGCCAAUGUGUGAAUCGAAUGACUCGGAUCUCUCUUUCAUCAAGGUGCUCAACGCUGGGAAAUCGUUCUUCGUGCACAACGUUCACGGCCAUAUCCAAUCGAGAGUCGUCUACUUCCUGAUGAACAUCCAUCUCCUCCCAAGGAGCAUUUAUCUGACAAGACACGGUCAAUCCGAAUACAAUGCAAUGCAUCGAAUGGGCGGUGAUUCACCGUUGACUGAAAUCGGAAGGAAAUAUGCAGCUGCUUUGGGAGAAUUUUUCAAAAAGGAGAAGAUUCCCGAUUUGAGGAUUUGGAGUAGUCAAAAGAUUCGAGCGGCGCAAACAGCUCGCGAGGUGGCCUCAGCAGCGGCACACGUUGAGUACUGGAAAGCUUUGGAUGAGAUCGACGCGGGGAUUUGCGAGGGACUCACCUAUGCAGAUAUAGAACAACGAUAUCCAAGACAGUCUGAAGAUCGAGCCCGUGACAAGUACCACUAUCGGUAUCCAUCAGGUGAAAGUUACGAAGACGUGGUCUCCAGAUUGGAACCGGUGAUCAUGGAGUUGGAAAGACAAACCGAUGUACUGGUGGUUGGGCAUCAAGCGAUCUUGCGCUGUAUUCUCGGUUAUUUCUACGAUAGGCCGUUGAUGGAGUUGCCCUAUUUGGACUGUCCACUUCAUUCACUCGUUAAGCUCACCCCUCGUGCAUAUCAUUGUGAUUCGACCAUCUACAAGUAUGAUGUGCAAAGUGGAAAGUGGACCGAGCAGCAUCGUCAACUCGCCCUUUGUGCCAGUCCAAAA
This is a messenger RNA of Mesorhabditis belari, 1407 nucleotides long. NCBI's taxonomy places the organism in Eukaryota, Metazoa, Nematoda, Chromadorea, Rhabditida, Rhabditidae. The record is from the annotation of a GenBank genome assembly.